UCCGUCGAACGAGGAGCCCUCUAGAUAGCAGAGCUCCAGGUCAAGACUUAUCUUCCAGUUUGAUGAGUAGUUCUUCAUCGACACACACUUGUGCACAGCGCUUCUACUACAAUUUUUUCUCCUUGGAAAAUAUGAAUAAAGUAAGAAGAUGAAACUACACUAGAACAAAUAAUAAAGGUAGAGUAACAAUAUAUACAAACGAGUAAAAAAAAGUAGAAAAACAACCAUGCCGGAACACGGCCUAUGAUCUUCCUACUUAGUUCAACCACCGGGAGAGUGAAGCUCAGGCUUGUCUUCCUACUUUGAUAUGGGAGAAUAAUACCACGACGUGGAGUUGGCGGAGAGCCGUGUGGCCUGACGACCACCAGACGACCGCGGCAAUACCGUCAGUACCGUCGCGAAUCAUUUGUGCGUUGGUGCAACUGAAUAGAUAAGGUUUGUUUAUUAUACUGCUUGCUGUGAUCUUGAGUGGCUUCAUCGUGCGGCUCGCACGACAGUGAACACCCAAUUUAUCGUCUAUUUUGCUCGUGGAAGCCACGAAGUAGAUGACUGAAAAGCAUUACGUUCUAAAAACAAAUCUGAGGUGUUGGCUUUGUUCCGCUCGUCGGGAGCUUGAAGGUUCAGCAACCAACAAUAGCGUGGGCGCUAAUAGCAUUAGCGAGGAGCCGGACUUCUCUGAAGACAACCGGUAUAUUCCUGGUCUCCAGACUUUUUUUUUGUGCAUGUGAUUAACAGGAAUUUUAAACAAGAAGAAGAAAAUGCGUGCCAACGCCUGAUGCUUAUAUAUUUUUGCGACAUCCACAAUAUCAAUAUUAUUCCUGCCAGUUUCCUCUUUUCGUAACAGGUUCGACGAGGUCUCCUUCGUUUCGCAACAACCGCAUCAGUAUUCCAAACUCGAAUCAUUGGUCGUAAGCCGCGCAGCCUGGCGACUCAACGAUCGUAGGACUGGCUGGGUAUUGUCAUUCCAUGCUGCUUCUUCACUAUUUCAAAUGUAAGUAAAGGUGCUGGUGAUACAGGUGGUGCUGCAACACAUUGAAUAGCAAGCCCAUCGCAUCGAAUUAUGACAUCAAAUCUAAUCGUUUUCGAAAACAAAACACAGGCUUGCGUCCUUCUUGCCAAAGGCCUGCGCAGCAACUUACAAGGAAGGAGGGCGACAUCUACUUUCCGAUCCGGUAAAAUAUGAUCUCUCUGCAAAGAGCACUUGUUUUGUUUUCCAGCAGGUUUUUGCACUCUCUUUGAGGUUUUGCACGCAAAACAAGCAAAUGCAUCAAUUCAAUAAAUGAAAGAUCGUCCACCCCUGCGGUAGAAUUGCUUUUUUGUGGCAGCGAUGAUGGCGGCUGCGGGAUCUCCAUGUAAAGAUAGUUCGGCCCCGGUUCGCAGCUCGCUAGCCUUGCGACAAGUUUUCCGAAAAGACGUUCAUCCAACGCAGCGGACGGCAGCCUCGAGAACUACUACAAACGAAGACGCGACUUCUACAGUCCAGGACCAAACCGUGGCCCGUGGGGUAUAGAGAUUUUUUUGCAAAGCAGAAGAAGGAUAUUGAUGUUGUGUUUCUCUUUUUUCUUUUCGUUUGUUGCUGCCACUUCUGGAGUUGCUCAGAUUGGCAAGUAGUCUAUCGCGGUUUACAUGUUCAACAUUACAACAUUAGGUUAUGGUUGCAUGUCUAUACUCUUUUGGCUUCGUCAGAAAAAAUAAAAAGCAAAACCACACACACACAGCAGUCCGAGCUGCAUCGUGAGCAAGUUGGUGCAUCUACGGACAAGAGUAUCCG
Molecule: messenger RNA, 1771 nt
Organism: Amoebophrya sp. A120
Lineage: Eukaryota; Dinophyceae; Syndiniales; Amoebophryaceae
Source: the annotation of a GenBank genome assembly